This is a messenger RNA of Carica papaya (papaya), 1604 nucleotides long. Its product is annotated as Transcription initiation factor TFIIE, beta subunit. NCBI's taxonomy places the organism in Eukaryota, Viridiplantae, Streptophyta, Magnoliopsida, Brassicales, Caricaceae. Gene Ontology annotation, cellular component: transcription factor TFIIE complex. Gene Ontology annotation, molecular function: TFIIH-class transcription factor complex binding. The record is from RefSeq and is a predicted model, not a curated record. Gene Ontology annotation, biological process: transcription initiation at RNA polymerase II promoter.
GAAACGAAUCAUCUUCUUGUUGUCUCUGGGGUAAAAAAGCGCAAAGAGAAACGAGAAAGAAAAACUUGAGGGAACAGCAGAUCUUGGGGCAGACAGACGCGUGGGCCUACUAAUAAAGGGAAAAAGAACAAAGCACGACGAAAAGAAGGAAAACUCGAAACUUGAAAGAACGAGGUAGAAAAGCUGAUUGAGUUUCGGCUAUGAAAGGCGAGACCUAAGACAGAGGGGAAGGUUGUUGGUUUUUGGGUUUCUAGAGAGAGGGUCUCCGAGGCUGGGAGCGUUAGGGUGAGAAAAGAAAAUCCAUAAGAGAGCAGAAACGGCAAGAGCGAUCAGGAAGAAUAAGGAGAGACUUGGGGCAGGGAUUUCAGAAGCAAGAAGACGACUUUGAAAGUGGCGGUUAGGGUUCGAAGGAGAGAUUGGAGGAGAACUUAGCCGAGGCUUACUCGAAUACCUUCAUUCGUUCAUCUUUUUGUGUAGAGAUCAGAUGGCCCUACAAGAAAAAUUAGAUCGAUUUAAGAAACAGCAAGAAAAAUGCCAAUCGACUCUCACCAGCAUUGCGGCCAAAGCGGGAUCAUCAAAACCUUCAUCUCAAAAACCCAUACCUAUGGCAGCAUCACCUGCUGCCAAUUUAAAGCCUCCAGUGCCUGCAGUCAAGUUUUCUAAUGAUACAGAGAGACUUCAACAGAUCAACAGCAUUAGGAAAGCUCCUGUCGGUGCUCAGAUUAAGCGUGUCAUAGACCUUUUACUAGAGACAAGGCAAGCUCUAACACCAGAGCAAAUAAAUGAAGCAUGUUAUGUAGAUGCGAAUGCCAAUAAAGCUGUCUUUGACAGUUUGAGGAAUAACCCAAAAGUAAACUAUGAUGGAAGGAGGUUCUCUUACAAGUCCAAGCAUGACCUGAAGGAUAAAAGUCAACUUCUUGUUUUGAUACGGAAAUUCCCUGAGGGCAUUGCAGUCAUUGAUCUCAAGGAUGCAUACCCAAAUGUCAUGGAGGAUUUGCAGGCUUUAAAAGCUGCAGGUCAGGUUUGGCUGCUGUCAAACUUUGAUUCUCAAGAGGAUAUUGCCUAUCCAAAUGAUCCCAGGGUUCCUAUCAAAGUGGAUAAAGAUCUUAAAGAGCUGUUUCGGAAUAUUGAAUUGCCUCGGGACAUGCUGGACAUUGAAAAGGAUCUCCAGAAGAACGGGAUGAAACCUGCAACGAACACAGCAAAGAGGAGAGCUGCUGCCCAGAUUCAGGGUAUUUCAUCCAAGCCGAAGCAGAAGAAGAAGAAGCAUGAGAUUAGCAAGAGGACUAAGCUUACCAAUGCUCAUCUUCCAGAGCUUUUUCAGAACCUCAGAAACUCCUGAAACGUGGAAAGUGAAAAGACGCAAAAUCAACCAGUACGGCGGCUGUGGGUAGAAAUUGUGUUCUGUUACGAAUCUAAGCAGAGCAUUCGUGGAAACUUCAUGUUGGAUUUUUUCCUCAGCUAUAUUUUGUGUAGUCCAUUUAUUUUUGUCUUGGCAAAACAUGUACUUGCUCAAGUGGGAGGAGAAAAAAGAUUGACUGAUGUAAUUUGACCUUUCAAUUUCUGAUAUGGAAAAAUUAUAGGCAUCAUCUUAUGUUGCAUCA